GCACAAGGGAAAAGGCCGGGGAAUGCCAGUAUCACAACUCUUUCACUCCGUACUAUAUAUUCAGACCCAGCUGAGAGAGAGAUAGAGACACAGCCAGAACACAAGAAUUUAACAAGCCUAUCUUUUUCUUCUUCUCAUUUCUCAGCUUUCAAAUUUGUUCCUUCUCUACCUCCCAUUUUAUAUCUGUCUGUAUCUAAAAAGAAAAAGGAAGAAAGAAAAUAGACAAGAAGAAUGGCAACUAGGUCGUCGGAAAUAGCUCCCCGGAACUGCGGGAGGAGGAAGACCAAAGCGGCGGCCAACGAGUCUGCAGCUGCGGCGGCAAGGAAGAAAAAGAAGCAGCCUCAGAGAGGUAAGGGCGUUGCUGAGCUUGAACGCCUCUUGCGAGACCCGAGCUUGAAGAAACUGACGCCGCCGCCGUCCAACCCCACCCACACCAUCCACCCUCUUAAUGUAACAGUACCGCCGCUCUCCUCCGUCGUCUUCUCCCCCUCAGCCGCCGUGACUGCGGCGGCAAUGAGCAACGACGGCAUUAUUCGCGCUAUGCCUCUCCACUUUCCCAAGCUGCUGGGCCCUUAUGGCUGCGGCUACAAUUACGGGGAAAUGUUUCCUUCUUCUUAUUCUCAUCAUCAGCACCAUGAUCUGUACGGGUUCAGGGGGUGCUCUGCUCCUAAUAAUCCAAACCCUUUCAACGUGAUCGGCCAUGAGAAGAACUCUAAAGACCUCUCUUCAGCCCCGAACUUCACCUUCAAUCGCUGCCAUCUCUGUCAUCAGAGUGAAGUGGCAGUGGAGAGGAAGAAGAAGAGAAGUUCAUCAUUAUCAUCAAAAGGAGUGGUAGAGUAUGACUUUUUCCCAGAGAAAAGCAGGAGUUUGUAUGAUGAUGAUGGUGAUGAUAUGGUGAUGAUGAUGAGCAUGAUGAGUGCUCCUACUCCUACUACUACAACUAGACCUUCAUCUCCAGAUGUGGCAGCCAUGGCAUCUACUAGUGAUGGAUCUUCCUCAUCCACUACAGUUGACCUGUCCCUUAGGCUCUCCUACUAGCUAGCUAGCAGAUGAUCACAUCAGAUACAGCAAAAGAAAAACAGAAAAUGAAUUAAGUGGACUCAGCUCAGCUCGCUGUUUUUUGUCUUUUCACAUUUUGGUGAAAUGGAGCAAUUCAAGAACCCCAAACACUGCUUUUUUCUUUCCCUUUUUUUGUGCAUCCACUAUCACUCGAUCGCCGAGAUGGAGCAAUACAGUUUCUGGGUUUUUAGCCUCAAGUCUGGGUUUCUAUCUCUGUUGCGAAAACAUUUGUGUCAGUGAGAUGCUUUAAUUUGUUAUAGAUUUCCAGCUUUAAUUUUGUGAUCUUAUAAUUAUAUACUACGUAUUAGUCUCGUUUUUAUUUAGAUUGAAAUUUAGUUAAUACGGAAUAUGUAUGUAUGAGCAGCCAGACCAGAUCCAAUCCUGAUCAUAUUAUGUAAUCUAAGUACCAACACCCGAUUUCAUUCUAGUCCAAC
Molecule: messenger RNA, 1493 nt
Organism: Cuscuta epithymum
Lineage: Eukaryota; Viridiplantae; Streptophyta; Magnoliopsida; Solanales; Convolvulaceae
Source: the annotation of a GenBank genome assembly